This is a messenger RNA of Paramacrobiotus metropolitanus, 1936 nucleotides long. RefSeq lists its product as uncharacterized. Gene Ontology annotation, molecular function: cysteine-type endopeptidase activity. Gene Ontology annotation, cellular component: lysosome. The coding region runs from base 102 to 1706 and encodes 534 amino acids. Lineage: Eukaryota; Metazoa; Tardigrada; Eutardigrada; Parachela; Macrobiotidae. The transcript has 9 exons. The record is from RefSeq and is a predicted model, not a curated record.
UAAUGGAUAUAUAAAACAGAAACCAAUCGGCUCACUUGGACUUCAGGUAGGAUCAGACAAUCCAUCCGCAGCAAACCCAUCUGGUUACUGUUACCGACAACAUGGCUCGUAUCUUCCUUUUGACCGCCCUUGUGGCACUGGCUGCAUUGGUCAGCUUUGCUGAUGCCAAGCCCGGCAAAGUUAUUGAGCCGAGGGGAGGUGAAAUCCCACUGUCCAAGCACGAGAAGAAGAAACAACCGGGAUUCCAGAUCCAUCACAAACAUCGCGCUCCGGCCACUCUUCCCCCUUCUUUCGAUGCCCGCACAAAAUGGUCUCAGUGCAAGAGUAUUUCCGAUAUCCGUGAUCAAGGUCAAUGCGGUACCUGCUGGGCUGUUUCAUCUGCCAGCGUUCUGUCCGACCGUCUCUGUAUCGCUGAAUUGACCGCUGGCAAAACCCCAUCCCAAACCUACGUCUCGGCUUUGGAUAUUGCCACUUGCAAGGACUCUUCUCGCACUCCUGACCAAAACUGCAACCAAGGUGGCAACACUGCCAAUGCCUACAAAUGGGCUACCAUUCAGGGCUUCGUCACCGGUGGCAACCUUAACAGCAAAGUCGGAUGCAAGCCGUACCCAGUUGGCAAUGAUGGUCCCAUGCCGUUGUCCUGCUCCAAAAGCUGCACCAACAGCGGCUAUGGCAAGAGUCCUGCUCAAGAUACCGCAUACGUUGAUGGUUACUGGACUAGCUAUCUUGAUGAAAACCCAACCCAAGCCAAGAUCCAGGAAAACGUCGUCAAGAUGCAGCAAGACCUUUAUGCCAACGGCCCAAUCACCGUUUCCAUGCGCGUAUGGAGCGACUUCUCUAGCUGGAAACCAGAAAACGGUGCCUACCGCGGACCUGGUCCCACUGCUCAACGAAAGGAAGGUCACGCUGUCCGCAUCAUUGGUUGGAACACUGACAAGAACGGCGUGAAAUACUGGAUGAUUGCCAACUCGUGGGGUGUCGGUGACCAAUGGAACUCGCGUGGUGACAAGGGUGUCUACUGGAUCGAAAUGGGCAAAAACGUCGUCGGCAUCGAAGACAGCCCAACGGCUCCCAUUGUCGUUAUGCCCAACACCUGCACUGGCUUCUGCGAUUCGCCUAUCACCCAGAUUGUCCAUUUGGAUGCCAAGAAUCUGAACUCUCCCGCCUAUGCUUUCUCUGGUAACUGCACCACCCAAGUGACCGUUAGUGCUGGUGGAAAGAUCACCCCAGUCGGAUCUCCUCAACCCAUCGCUAAGGUCUUCAUCGGUGGCCCUGCUGGUCCGAUUACCAGCUGGAUGGGUGCCAACGGCCCCACUGACCCUCUGUGGAUCAUCAAUCCUCAAGGCGAAGCCGGCAACUGCCUGCCUGUUAGCGGAUCAACCAAGGUUGACUGUGGUCGCGGCACUGCCACUGCAGGAGCUGCUGCCCAGACGAUGGUCGGAUCAGACAAGAUCGCUUACUAUAACGACCAGAAGGAAUUCCUCUUCACCUUCAAGGGUGGCAGCACGAGCGGCAGCGGUGCCUACAUUGGUGAUGGCAUUAAGACCAAGUUCGCCCAAGUGAACUCCAUGGUGAAUAUUGACAACGCUAACGUGUUGCUGUGCGGUUUGGAUACGGCCGGAAAGACAGCCUGUGCAACAAUGAAGGUUUCCGAUAAAUCGGUGUCUCAACCACAACCAAUCCGAAGCCUGGUCACCAAAUGCUAAACGGUCUCAUGAUCCUACACGACUGCCGUCCCUGAUUACAACUGUGCUACAAAACGCUUUAAAAUGUGUGUUGUUCUGCACAAGAAAAAUAUCCUUUUUGCCAACUUAUUAUCGCGGUACAUCUCACUGAAGUGAUGGUACUCGUAUUUUACCGGGUUGUUUUUACUGACUAUUGCAACCGCUAAAUCGUGGUGGCGUGCUUCAACAUCACGAAUAAAACUGACACUGAA